AAAGCUAUGGCAAAACCAAAGAUUUUAAAAAUUUGUUUAUGUAUGCUAGAGCUAUUUACUUUUUGGUUUCAUGUACAUCAUAUGUAUUAUAUAGCAGUAGGCACUUUUGCUUUCCUUAGCCAUUUUAUUCAUGUACUAUAAAAGCAUAUUUUGACCCUCUGGAUGUCUAUUCAGAAAUAAUGUAACUGAGAUUUCAUACUCAUAUGAUUUUUUUCAUAUGGUCGCAGACUUUUAAGGUUCAAUUAUCCAAGUUAUUGAAGGGGCAGACUUGGACAGUACAUCUUGAGAGUAAAUAAUCCAAACUUUACUGGGUAAUAUGGGAUUAAAAAUAAACUGAGGGGUGCCUGGGUAGCUCAGUUGAUUAAGCAUCCAACUCUUGAUUUCAACUUAAGUCAUGAUCUCCUGGUUCAUGAGAUAGAGCCCCAGGUCAGGCUCUGUGCUGGCAGCAUGGAGGCUGCUUGGGAUUCUCUCUCUCCCUCUCUCUCUGUUGCUACCCCACUCAGCUGUCACUCUCUCUCAAAAUAAAUGAAUAAACGUUGAAAAAAAAACUGAAAUAAGAGCCAGGCAACAAAAUAAUUUUUUUCUAGAACCAAGAAUUAUUAUUUUUUGAAUGAGUUAUUUAAAUUAUUGAAACUCACUAAGCCUCAGUUUCCCCAUCUCUUUACAAGAAGAGAGUUAAUGGGGCACCUGGGUGGCUCAGUCGGUUGAGCAUCUGACUUUGGCUCAGGUCAUGAUCUAACAGUUUGUGGGUUCAAGCUCUGUAUUGGGCUCUGUGCUGACAGCUCAGAGCCUGGAGCCUAUUUCAGAUUCUGUGUCUCCCUCUCUCUGUCUCUGUCCCUCCCCCACUCAUUCUGUUUCUCAAAAAAACGAAUAAACGUUAAAAAAGUAAAAAAAUAAAUAAAAUAAGAGAGAGCUGAGAAUGGGAGAAGAGCAGAGCGUCUAAGCAGUACACCCAGCCUCCUCUUCUCGCCACACCUCACUCUCGCAGCCCACCCGCCCUGCUGCCUGCUCGCAGCCCAGAACAGCUUCCACCAUGGCCACCUCUGCGAGUCCCCACAUGAACAAAGGCAUCAAGCAGGUGUACAUGUCCCUGCCUCAGGGCGAGAAAGUCCAAGCUAUGUACAUUUGGAUUGAUGGUGCUGGAGAAGGCCUGCGCUGCAAGACCUGGACCUUGGAAAGUGAACCCAAGUAUAUAGAAGAGUUGCCUCAGUGGAAUUUUGAUGGCUUUAGUACUUUUCAGUUUGAAGGCUCCAACACUGACAUGUAUCUUGUUCCUGCUGCCAUAUUUCGGGACCCUUUCUGCAAGGACCCCAAACAGCUGGUGUUCUGUGAAGUCUUCAAGUACAACCGAAAGCCUGCAGAGACCAAUUUAAGGCAUACCUGUAAACAGAUAUUGGACAUGGUGAGCGAUCAGCACACCUGGUUUGGAAUGGAGCAGGAAUAUACUCUCAUGGGCACAGGUGGGCCCCCUUUUGGUUGGUCUUCCAACGGCUUCCCUGGGCCCCAAGGUCCAUACACUACUGUGGCAUGGGACAUUGUGGAGGCUCACUACCAGGCCUGCUUGUACACCAGCAUCAAGAUUGGUGGGACAAAUGCUGAGGUCAUGCCUGCCCAAUGAUUCAAGAUAGGACACUGUGAAGGAACCGACGUGGGAGAUCAUCUCUGGAUGGCCUGUUUCAUCUUGCAUCGUGUAUGUGAAGACUUUGGAGUGAUAGGAACCUUCGAUCCUAAGCGCAUUCCUGGGAAUUGCAAUGGUGCCGGCUGCCACACCGACUUCAGCACCAAGGCCAUGAGAGAGGAGAAUGGUCUGAAGUACAUUGAGGAGUCCAUCGAGAAACUGAGCAAGCGGCACCAGUACCACAUCUAAGCCUAUGAUCCCAAGGGGGGCCUGGAUAAUGCCCAGCGCCUAACGGGAUUCCGCAAAACCUCCAACAUUAAUGACUUUUCUGCCAGCGUGGCCAACCGAGGUGCUAGCAUCCACAUUCCCUGGACUGUCGGCCAGGAGAAAGGUUACUUUGAAGACCAUCGCCCCUCUGCCAACUGUGACCUCUUUUUGGUGACAGGAGCCCUCAUCCGCAUGUGUCUUCUCGUUGAAACUGGCAAUGAACACUUCCAGUACAAAAACUUAGUGGACUAG
This is a messenger RNA of Panthera uncia (snow leopard), 2137 nucleotides long. RefSeq names its product glutamine synthetase-like. Gene Ontology annotation, molecular function: glutamine synthetase activity. NCBI's taxonomy places the organism in Eukaryota, Metazoa, Chordata, Mammalia, Carnivora, Felidae. Gene Ontology annotation, cellular component: cytoplasm. The record is from RefSeq and is a predicted model, not a curated record.